AAAUGACAUCAUCAUACUCGCAGUAGACCGGAAGUACCUGAUUGGUGUGACGGUUGAGCUGUGCGGAGAAGUGUACGGCCGAGUUAUUGUCAUGAAUACCCGUGGCCUGAGAUCCCAGCUGAAGGACACCGUCGCCGUGACGGGUCUCUGCCCGCAGGCUGGAGCGUAUGGAGUGCAGGACACCCUUCGCAAGGGCUUCACCAGCGUGAAGAAUGAGCUGCUGCCGAGUCACCCACUGGAGCUGUCUGAGAAGAACUUCCAGCUUAACCAGGACAAGAUGAACUUUGCCACACUGAGGAACAUCCAGGGACUGCAUGCGCCGCUCAAGCUGCAGAUGGAGUACCGGGCUGCGCGGCAGAUCCAGAGGCUGCCCUUCCUGCAAAGCUCCAACAUCGCCUUGGAUACACUCAGGGGCAGCGAUGAAUACAUCGGCUUUGAGGACAUACUUAAUGAUCCAGCGCAGAGUGAGGUGAUGGGGGAGCCCCACAUCAUGGUGGAGUACAAGCAGGGAGUGCUUUGAGUUCAUAUGCAUGUAAACUGUGUGCUUUGUUUCUCUGCCUCUAUACAGUACAUCCUCUGUUUGCUUUGGGUUCUGUGACAGAUUUGGUUAUGUUGUGUGUUUGUAAUAAAAGUGAAAAUCCCCUGUUUA
Messenger RNA from Paramormyrops kingsleyae, 649 nucleotides. RefSeq names its product proteasome maturation protein (gene pomp). Gene Ontology annotation, cellular component: nucleus; cytoplasm. Lineage: Eukaryota; Metazoa; Chordata; Actinopteri; Osteoglossiformes; Mormyridae. Gene Ontology annotation, biological process: proteasome assembly. The record is from RefSeq and is a predicted model, not a curated record.